Molecule: messenger RNA, 474 nt
Organism: Phytophthora infestans T30-4
Lineage: Eukaryota; Oomycota; Peronosporomycetes; Peronosporales; Peronosporaceae
Exons: 2
Coding region: 1-474 (157 amino acids)
Source: RefSeq, a predicted model, not a curated record
AUGGCACGCAGCGACAACUGGAGCUGCCCAAUUUGUCUGGGCAGAUUCGUGCGUCCCGUGCUCGUCUCCUGCUGCGGCCAGAGCUUCUGUCGCUCGUGCUUAGACGAUGCACUGCGUCAGGCGGAUGCCUGUCCAAUGUGCCGCUCCCCGCUGCUCUCGGGACCAUUUUCCGUGACUUCGAAUCGAGCACUUGAAGAUGCUCUGACCGCGUUGGAUUCUUCCUCUCCACGACGAUCUACAACCGAGAAACGAGCUACUACAAGCUUUGUUGAUGCUGCGGAGAGGAAACUGACGGCUCAAAUGCAAGUAUCGCUUCGACGAAGACUGCGGCAAUGGGAACUGUGGUGCAGAGUGAAUUGGGCAUCGUUGCAGUGCGUAUUUUACGUUGCGCUCUUCUUUGUGUUUGUAUCUUUCCUUCGCGUUCAAGAGGAAGAGUUUGCAGGUUCAAAGCAACGCUUACGUCGCCCCAACUAA